AUGGUCUCCGAAGGUCAUCUCAACGUCGGUAGGCUCCAAGUACAGUCCCCAGCCUACAUGGAGAUUCAGUCACCUCGUGCUCCGAAUUCGUCCACUAGUUCUCACGCCUUGAACUUGCGCCGACGCAAAAUUGAAAUCGAAGUCGUUGAAGGUGCACGCAAGGAUAGCGGCGUGAAGAUGGUAUAUAGCUCAAACAAUACCGAUCGUGUUAACGAAACUGAUAGAAUUAUUCAAGCGAGUCCUCAAACAUCUGAUUCUGGUAUCGAUAACACACAGCAAACAGCUGAUGUUGGAAUCGACAAUACUCCACGAAUGUAA
This is a messenger RNA of Plasmopara halstedii, 318 nucleotides long. RefSeq lists its product as hypothetical. The transcript has 2 exons. Lineage: Eukaryota; Oomycota; Peronosporomycetes; Peronosporales; Peronosporaceae. Bases 1 to 318 code for a protein of 105 amino acids. The record is from RefSeq and is a predicted model, not a curated record.